GGGAUAAAAUAACGCUACUGUAAUCUUUAGUUCUUCAGCCUUUCGAACAAUAUUAAUAUCGGUGGUACAUGCAACUCGAAUCAUCCAAGACAAAAAUUGUGAAUUAUUUCGAUCCUCCAGGUUCAAACCCAUUUUCAACUGUACGGUCACAAAAAACACUCAGAAUAAACCAUUAUUGAAGUCUUCAUUCCUAUCCAGCUUGACGAUCUACGAAUUCACAAGAAAGUGACUCAUUUUCGGAUUCAUUGCGACAACCUUCAAACCCCCACCAUCUCAAACUACAAAACAUAGUCGCAACAGAUCAAAACGCAGAUAAAGUCAAGAAUAUACCAGCGGAGUUGUUUCGCGUUGGUCUUAGGCCUAGUCUUUGGUUCAUAAGCUCAAGUGCUCCUUUUUUUAUAUCAAGCACCGCAAUGUCUGCCGAAGACUCACCUGCGGCCACAGGCUCCGCAAGUGCUGUCAAACCGAAGGUAGGAGGUACUGAAUCUACACCUUCUUCAGCACAAGGAAAAUCCCCCAACACAAAAUCAGGGAAUGCAAAGGAAAAUGCCAAACCUACACCCGAUGCAGGAAAAUUAUCAGCUGCAGAACUGAAAAAGAAGGCAAAGGAAGAGAAGGCUGCACGCAGAGCUGCAGCAGUACAGAGCAAAGCAACGGCCGAGAAUCCGACUCCUGCCACUGUGGCACCAGGACAGAAAAGCGAGUCCGCGAAAGGAGGAAAAUCUCAGCCUAAAAAAGGCGCAGAAGUACGAAAUUUGCCAGUCAGAGGAGGGCCGACAAAAUCCGCCCCAGUUGUAGAAGUUCCAAAGGUCGAAGAUAAGACCGUUGAUCUUUUCAGACAUUUAUAUAAACCACGGACAACUACAAUUGCUGAGGCAAACAAAGAUGUCCAUCCCGCAGUGCUUGCUCUUGGGCUGCAAAUGAGCAAUUACACAAUAUGCGGCAGUUGCGCAAGACUUGUGGCAACACUGCAAGCAUUCAAGAGAGUUGUCGAAUCUUACAAAACCCCUGUAGGGGCAAGUCUCACGCGUCAUUUCAUACCACAUGUCCUCUCUCCUCAAAUUGAGUACUUAGCUUCUUGUCGACCUCUUUCAGUAUCUAUGGGUAACGCCAUUCGUCACCUUAAGCUGGAAAUAUCAAAAACCGACCCAGAUUUGUCGGAAGCCGAGGCGAAGGAGAGUGUUUGUGAUGCCAUUGACGUCUUUAUGCGCGAGAGAAUUACUUUCGCUGAUAAGGUUAUUGCCGAUACUACUGCUGAGAAGAUUAGAGACGGUGAUGUUAUAUUAACUUACGGCAAGAGUAGUCUGGUGCAAAAAGCGUUAGUGAGAGCCCACGAAAUGGGCAAGAAGUUCAGAGUCAUUGUGGUUGACUCGAGACCUCUACAUGAGGGAAAGCAUUUAGCAUCGGCACUUGUCAGUUUAGGUAUCGAAGUCAAGUACUGUUUGAUCCAUGGACUAAGUCAUAACAUCCAAGAUGUAACAAAGGUUCUAUUAGGUGCUCACGCAAUGAUGAAUAAUGGCCGAUUAUAUUCAAGGAUAGGAACAGCUUUGGUUGCCAUGGAAGCUUCAUCCGCUGACAAGCCAGUUAUCGUUCUUUGCGAGACCAUCAAAUUCACCGAUCGAGUAGCUUUGGACUCGAUUGUUCUUAAUGAGAUCGCACCAGCCAAUGAGCUCGUGAUUGCUGGAGGACCAUUAGAGAACUGGAUGGAUGUUAAGAAACUCCAACUUUGCAAUCCUAUGUAUGAUGUUACUCCGGCCGAGUAUAUUCAGAUGGUUGUUACGGAGUCAGGAAGUAUACCAACAACUUCUGUACCAGUUCUUCAUAGAUUAGUAAAUGAAGCUCAGUAGAGCGUUGCGAUAUCUAGAGAGCCCAAAGAGAGGCAUGAUCUCAUUGAGCAGGUGUUGGAUGGCGUUCAAAAAGAAUUUUGAUGAUAUCA
This is a messenger RNA of Botrytis cinerea B05.10, 1936 nucleotides long. It is a transcript of the gene Bcgcd2, whose product is annotated as Bcgcd2. Bases 414 to 1847 code for a protein of 477 amino acids. The transcript has 2 exons. The record is from RefSeq and is a predicted model, not a curated record. NCBI's taxonomy places the organism in Eukaryota, Fungi, Ascomycota, Leotiomycetes, Helotiales, Sclerotiniaceae.